Molecule: messenger RNA, 2921 nt
Organism: Coregonus clupeaformis (lake whitefish)
Lineage: Eukaryota; Metazoa; Chordata; Actinopteri; Salmoniformes; Salmonidae
Product: bcl-2-related ovarian killer protein homolog A
Exons: 5
Coding region: 1058-1699 (213 amino acids)
Biological process (GO): regulation of apoptotic process; intrinsic apoptotic signaling pathway in response to DNA damage; extrinsic apoptotic signaling pathway in absence of ligand
Cellular component (GO): mitochondrial outer membrane
Molecular function (GO): protein homodimerization activity; protein heterodimerization activity
Source: RefSeq, a predicted model, not a curated record
ACUGUAUAUAGAGAAUAGGAUGCCAUUUGGAACACAAACGUUGAGUUAUAAGGGAACUGAAAGUGUAGGCUACAGUUCUUCCAGGGCAUGUCUUGGCAUGGUGAGCUAAGGCACAGUAAUUACUUAUCAAGAAGGAGAUCAUUUGAGGAACCAGUGUUGAGUUUGUAUGUGUGAGUGUUUUUUAAAGUUCAAAUAUGCUAUAUAUGUAUAUUGGGAAAAGGCAAUACAUCCCAGUUGUUUAAGUAUUUAGAAAAGUAUGUUCAUGUAAAUCUAGACGAUUCCAGUAACACUUGCUGUUCGCUUUUGGAGAGAGCAUUUUUAUGGAAGUAGAAAGGCUAUAAGUAUCAGCACCAUUCUGGAAAAGAGGAUGUCGUUGCAUGAUGAUAAUGAUCAUUAUGUAUUAAUACAAUAGCCUUGUGGAGUUAUUGGACAACACAAUAUUGCAAUAUCUUGUUUGUUUACGAGACAGAAAACACAUUCCUUUGUCUGCUACACCCCUACCCAUUAAAGAGAUUUCCUUAGAAAUAUGCUACUAUGGGGAGGAGGUCAGGGGGCGGGGCAUAUGUAGAUAAUGUAUCCUUAUCCCCGCCUUUUAUCCAAACGGGUCCAUAGAAGGAAACUUUGUCGAGUGACGGGGCGCGCUUCUGAGUUACCAACCCUGGCUGUGCCAAACAGUAUUAUUCAAUGGUCAAGACAGCGUUUGGAGUAUCGGUAAGGAACUGAAGCCGUGGAAGACUUCAUAGCAGUUUAUUCGAACAGAGAAUUAACUUAUUUAAUAUAUGCGCAAUGACCCAGUGGUAGAUGUGGAUAUCCUGAAGCCUUUAAUUCCGACGGCGCAGACCGUGCGCGUGUAGCCUACAGGACAGGAAUCGUUUUUGGAGAGUUUACCUCGAAAGGGAGAUUCUCUUCGAAACGCCCUCAGUCCGAGGGAGGGGGAUAGAGAAGUAACAUUCUGGUGACAGAGGCCUAUACACGGCGAUCGAGGUUGAGGAUUGAGGUGGAUCAGGGCCAGCGCCAGGCGGCUUGUUUGUGAUUAACUGCUGCUGGGGACUGGGGUAUGGAGAUGUUGCGUCGCUCCUCAGUAUUCGCGGCUGAAGUGAUGGAAGUAUUUGACCGAUCCCCCACAGACAAGGAGCUGGUGUCACAGGCGAAGGCGCUAUGCAGGGACUACAUCCAUUCCAGGCUGAACCGAACCGGGAUAGGGUGGUCCAAACCCGAGCAUCAGCUGUCGGCAUCAGGUGGGAUGCUUGGAGAGGUAUCCUCUGUCCUCAUGUGGUUAGGUGACGAGUUGGAGUACCUGCGACCCAACAUCUACCGUAAUGUAGCUCGUCAGCUGAACAUCACCGUUGCGUCUGAGAGCGUGGUGUCCGAUGCCUUCCUGGCUGUGGCUGCAGAGAUCUUCUCCACCGGUAUAACGUGGGGGAAGGUGGUGUCCCUGUACGCAGUGGCGGGUGCCCUUGCGGUGGACUGUGUGCGCCAUGGUCACCCAGCCAUGGUCCACACCAUCGUAGACUGCAUGGGGGAGUUUGUCCGCAAGAGCCUGGUCUCCUGGUUGAAAAGGAGAGGAGGAUGGGCUGAUAUCACGAAGUGCGUGGUGAACACAGACCCCAGUUUCCGCUCCCAUUGGUUGAUGUCUGCUGCCUGUGCCUGUGGACAUUACCUGAAGGCCAUGGUGUUCUACCUGCUCCGGGAUAAGUGACCACGGAGGAGGAGGGUCACGGACACGCAACGGGCAGCCAGCCAGCCCCAUCUACCAGUGGAGUACAGGACAAGCUAACCUGGUCCCAGAUCUGGUCGUGCUCUUGGACAACUCCAUUGCUGUCAUUGUCAAGCCAAACAUGUUUGUCAUGACAACGAGUGACAAGGAGUUGCACAAACAGACUCGUACUCUGGGCCAGUCUCUCUCUCGCCCUCUCUCUCUCUGAGCUGCAGCCAUCACUGCUCUAGUGUCUAGAUAUGUUGUUGUUGUUGUUGUUGUUGUUUACACCUGCAGAAGUUUGCACUGAAGCUCCGCCACUGCCGCUGAUGAGCACCUUGGGCCUUCACAAACAAACGCACCGGCCUGGAGCGUCGAUGUGAAUUAGCCUGUAAGCCUCGUCUGCUUUGAACAAACUUUAGGGUAUUUAUUAUCUAGCUUGACAGUAAUAUUGUGACGUACAGUACAUAUCCUCCAGCUGGAUUGUGAGGUAGUGGUCUAGUCAUAUAUAGAUCCAUAGAAGUAUAGAAUAGAAUGCCACCCGUCAACCAUUGACUUGAAUGCGAAUGUCCAUUCUACUCAUUAUUUUUCUGUGUUUUGGAUCUGUUUUUCUUCAGGUACCUCAGAGAGAGACACAUUCCUUGCUUGCUUUAUGCUUGAAUUACUCCUGGGCAAAUAUCCCAUUCAAAGCAAUGGAAGAUUUGUAUACGUUUCAGUUUCAGUUCAGCACGUAAUGUAUGUCAAGCAAAGGGGAUAUGGCCCAGACAGUGUGCCUAUAAAUAAACCCGUAUUUUCAUCCAGGGGUCAUACUCUCCCUGAUGGCUGUAAAUAAGAAUGAGGCGAACACCUGAGAUGACGCUGUGAGAUGACUAUUGAAAAGGAAAAUGGACUUCACUAAGUGAAAUAAUUCGGAAUUCCUCUGUUUGGAUAGAUAUAUAGUUUAGAUUAUAUGGUUUGCAUGCUCCGAUGCUCCAUGUAUGUGAUGAGUGUGUGACUUAAACACAAAAUCUGGGUGAAUAAAUAUGGAGGGGGGGGACUGUUUUUGUAGAAUAUUGUGCAAUUAUGGAUCACUAUUACCUGAAACUUAAAUCCCAUUCAGACAUUUUGUCUGUUUUUAUUCUAUAAAUUAUUUGUAUUCUGUGAAUAACUACACAGUAGUUUACACAUGCACUACAUUUGGCAUGCAGCACUGUGUCUUCAGAAAUAAAAUGUUUAAAAAUUUCAA